UUCCUCUUCCUACAGUCAACGAAGUAAAAGGAUGGACUAAAACAGAACAACUAAUAAAAUUUUUGCGCACACAAAACCUAGGACUUGAGGAUAAGCAUUUCAAUAUUCUUCGUGAACAAGAAGUUAAUGGCAAAUCCUUCCUUAGGUUAAACGUGAAUGAACUAAUGCAAGAUGAGCAAAAGCUUCAAG
This is a messenger RNA of Ambispora leptoticha, 189 nucleotides long. Lineage: Eukaryota; Fungi; Glomeromycota; Glomeromycetes; Archaeosporales; Ambisporaceae. The record is from the annotation of a GenBank genome assembly.